Paramecium sonneborni is the source of this 1117-nucleotide messenger RNA. The record is from the annotation of a GenBank genome assembly. Lineage: Eukaryota; Ciliophora; Oligohymenophorea; Peniculida; Parameciidae.
AUGGUUUAUUCUGGGGCAUAUCAAAUUCCGUUAUUCUGUUAAUAAUUAGACAGGACACCUCCUUUUGAUAUGAAAAAAAUGUAUAUAAUCCUAUAAAAUAAUUUAGUUAUUCCCAUGAACGAUCUCCAUGUUGUACUAUGUUAGUAAGAAUUUAUAAAGCACCAUUAAGUAAAGAUGGGAAAAGAGCCUUAUCGAUUUAAGAAUUUCCAAGUUUAAAGGAUCAAAUCACAAGAAGUAUUAUGAGAUCUCGACUUUAAUAUGAAGCAAGAGUUUACAAUACUGAAUUAGCUCUUAUCACAAAAUCUGAAAAUGAACUAUUUCCUUAAAGAACAAUAAGACCUGACAUAAGUGUUAGAGAGGCUGCUUAUUUAUUAAUAAAAGGAGAGCAAAUAAAUAAAUAAUUUAAGGAUCAUGAAAAAAUAGAUUAUUUAGAUAAUCGUAUAUCAUUGACUCAUGACUCAUUUAUGAUUGAUAUGAUGUUUUUGCUAAAUAUAGAUCAGAAGCAGGAUUCAAAUUAACAGUAGAUGGAUUACAUAAUAUAGUAAAUCAAUCCCAUAUGUAUGUUGUCUUUUAUUAUUUAUCUUAACCAGGAACAUAUUAUUUAGGACCGAAAGAUCUAAAUCUGUGUUCUAAUUAUGAUUUCGAUUCAAAAGUAAAUAAUGAUGCUUGGUUCAAAUUUAAAGAAAAUGCUAACAGAUAUUAGAAUAUAAUAUAAGAUAUAAAAUCAGUUCCUUUCUCUAAACCAGAUGGAGAUAUAUCUGAUGUAGGUUGGUCAAUAUUACCGAUAUUCUCACCUGACAAUUAUGUUAUGUCAAACUGUUAUUAAUUACCAAUCUUCAGAGGAUCUAUACCUAGCGCUGUUAUAGAAGAUAUUAAAAGAUAAGAUACUUGGGAUUAUCUUCGAGAUUAAGUUACGAAUAAUAAAGUAUUUUAUCUUAAAAACAUGUCUAUCAUCGUUAGAUUAGUAGAUGCUCAAAGAGAAGUAACUUUUUAAUUUCAUUCUAGGGAUAUUAAAAUAAACGUAUGGAUUGUGAUAGAUUACAAUAUAAAUAUAUACCUCAAGGAAAAAAUAUCAAAUAAUGGUCUUACAAUUCUGCUGUUGUUUUGGAUUAGAUGA